AUGAAACAUCUCAGUUUCUCAUAUUAUGAGAAGAAGAAAAAGAGUAAUGAUCCUUAUGAUCCUUUUGCAUAUAACAUUUAUGGGUUCCCACUGAAACUUCAAGUGUGGACGUAUGAGGUCAUCAAAAGCUUUGUCCCUACAUUCGCCAAAAAGAAUGAGCUUAAUGACCCUCUACGCUCAAGGUUGUUAGUCUAUCAUUCCACCAGGAAAAAUACCUUGAUCGAGAUAAAGUCUGCCCUUGAGACCAUAGGUCUUACUGAGAUGGAAGAGUCCUCCAUGGAGAAGAGGUUAUAUAGUGGUGUGGACUUUGAACAAAUAGAGGAGUCAACUGAUGAAUUUUUUGAUGGAUUUACAGAUGGAAAGAUAUGCAAAGAUGAAUUUGAACAUGAAGAUGAAGAUGAAGAUAAAGAUGAAGAACUUACUCCCAAACCUGCCAUCAGGAAGAGAAAGUCUGAAGCUACUCUCAAAGAAGCAGUCAACCUGAAGAGGAAGCUUUCUUAUGAAUCGAGUCCUCUCAAUGCUAACAUUCUUAGUCCCCCCACCCCGACGUCAAGUCCUCCAACACCUUCUAUUGGAUGUAAAUGUGUUGAGCUGAAGGAGGAGUUAAAAGAGAUGAAAAUAGAGUUGAAGGAGGAGCUAAAAGAGUUGGAAACAGAUCUCAUCAAAGAGCUGAAAAUCACCAUCAAAGAAACUCAACAAACUCACCAUGAUUCUAUGAAUAAGAUGAUUUUUAGUAUGUCCGAACAGUUAUUAGCCAAAUCCAACAAAAGGAUGGGCAUAUUAUUAACCAAAUUAGAUAAUAUGGAGGAGAAGAUGAAGAAGAAGAAGAAGAGCAAGGUGGACAAGAAGACUAAGGAGACUAAGGUCGAAGAAGAGGAGAAGAAGAUCAAGGUUGACCAGAAGGAUGAGAAUAUUGAGGAGAUGAUGGGGAUGCAGGUGGAUGGUGUGGAUGAUGAUGUGAAGGUGGUUGUGGAGGUGGAUAGUGAGGAUGAGAAGGUGGAUGGUGAGAAGGUGGAUGGUGGGAAGGUGGAUGGUGAGGAUGAGAAGGUGGAUGUGAAAGUGAAGGAUGAGAAUAGUAGUGAGGAGGUUGAGAAGGAGGAAAUGGAUGUUAAGCUCACCAAUUUGUUGCAACAAGUAAUUGAGAAUAAGAAGAAGACGAAGGUUGAAGAUGACGAUGAUGAUUUCAAGUUAUACAUUACUCCUCCUAAAGGAAAAUUUGGGAUGAGAGUGAUGAAGCUGAAAAAAGAUGACUCGUACACCAACCCUUCUUUGUCAAAACUGCCAAAAACAAAUGAUCCAAUGAAAGUUAAUCCCCUUCAAAAAUUUGAAGAUGAGCUGCUUGAUAAAGUAAAAGAGUGGUUGGAUGAUCCAAAAACCAAGGAUGUGAAAAAGAAUGUAGUGACUUGCGAAGUAGGGAAUGAUAUGUUUGUUAGAGUUCUAACAAGGUUCACAUGGCUUGAAGACACUGUAAGUCUUGCAAUUAAUUAUUCAUUAAUGUAA
Molecule: messenger RNA, 1500 nt
Organism: Impatiens glandulifera
Lineage: Eukaryota; Viridiplantae; Streptophyta; Magnoliopsida; Ericales; Balsaminaceae
Exons: 3
Coding region: 1-1500 (499 amino acids)
Source: RefSeq, a predicted model, not a curated record